AUGAAGAUUAUAUGCAUUGUUUUCAUUGGGCUUUUGGUCGGAGCCUCGGCCGCCUCAAUUGAUCCAACAUGCAUGUUAAAGGAUAUAAUUAAAUCGGACGAACGCAUUAGUCGUAAUGGUUACCCAUCGGAAUCCCAUUUUGUCACAACUCCUGAUGGCUAUGUUUUGAACUUAUUCCGUAUACCCUAUUCGAAUAAAUUGCAAAACAAGGAUUCGUAUCGCCCGGCCGUUCUGCUGCAACAUGGUCUAUUCAGUAAUUCCGAUUGUUGGUUAUCUGGUGGCCCCGACAAUGCUUUGGCUUAUUUGUUGGCCGAUGCCGGGUUCGAUGUAUGGCUAGGAAAUGCUCGUGGCAACAUUUAUUCCCGCCAAAACACUAUUAUUUCCAUAAAUAGUCCAAAAUUCUGGCAUUUUGAUUGGCAUGAAAUCGGUACAAUUGAUAUCCCUACCAUGAUUGAUUACAUCCUUGAACAGACCGGACAAUCGAAGAUCCAUUAUGCUGGCCACUCUCAAGGUACCACGGUGUACUUUGUCAUGAUGUCCGAACGCAAAGAAUACAAUGAGAAAAUUAAGUCAGCUCACAUGUUGGCUCCAUGCGCCUUCUUUGGACAUGGCACUUCAUUUGUGUACAAAAUUUUCCCUCCCUUGGUCGGUACUCCCGGUGGUAUAUGGAAUCAAGUGUUUGCCGAUAUGGAAUUGAUGCCACAAAAUAAUUUAAUGAAUCGUGCUGGGGAUACUGCUUGUGGUUUAGAGCCUUCCUUGAAGUUCUUGUGCAAUCACCUGUGGAUACUGUUUGCCGGUGAUGGUUAUCAAAAUACCAAUUUGACAGCUCUGCAAGAAUUAAUUGAAACGCAUCCUGGUGGUUCAUCCAGUAAUCAAGGUAUUCAUUUUAUGCAAUUGUAUCAACAUAAUGUUGGUCGUUUCUGUCAAAUGGAUUAUGGUGAAAAGAAAAAUCAAAAGAUUUAUGGCCAACCCACCCCACCGGAUUAUAAUUUGGAUAAUAUUGUGGCGCCCACAUAUUUGUAUUCUAGCUAUAAUGAUGGCCUUUGCGAUUCCAAAGAUGUUGAUACAUUAGUUUCGAACUUUAAGAAUUUGGCUGGAGAUUAUCGUGUACCCGAAAAAUCUUUCAAUCAUCUGGACUUUAUUGUCGCCAAGAAUAUGCGGGAAUUGGUGAAUGAACCGGUUAUGAGAAAUAUUCUUAAGCAUGAAGAAGAUUUGUAUUGA
Musca vetustissima is the source of this 1221-nucleotide messenger RNA. RefSeq names its product lipase 3-like. Gene Ontology annotation, biological process: lipid metabolic process. The record is from RefSeq and is a predicted model, not a curated record. Bases 1 to 1221 code for a protein of 406 amino acids. Gene Ontology annotation, molecular function: hydrolase activity, acting on ester bonds. The transcript has 2 exons. NCBI's taxonomy places the organism in Eukaryota, Metazoa, Arthropoda, Insecta, Diptera, Muscidae.